AUGCAGCCAACAUACGGCAGUGGCAGCGGCAGCAGCAGCAGCAGCAUCAGCGGCUGCCACAACGGUAACAACAACAACGGCAGCGGCGGCGGCAUUUGCAAUCAGCAGAUCAACAACUACGGCAACAACAGCGGCAGCAAUCAUAUGAGUGCAGGCAGUUUCUUCGGCGGGGCCAACAGCAACAUCCACGGCAGUGGCAAUAGCAAUACCGAUUAUAUGACCACGCCAACCACCGCUUAUGCGACACCAGCGACAGCAGCCACAGCCACGGUGAACACCACAACGAUGCUGUCUAAUUACUGCGAUGCCGCCACCAUGAUGAUGGCCGCUGCCGCAGUCAAUGCAAAUCAGUGCCUGCAGCAACAUCACCAGCGCAUGUUGCUCGCGGGCAACAGCAGCAGCAGCAGCAACAGCAGCAGCAACAACAGCAGCAGCAACUGCAACAGCAACAGCAAUGGCGCAGCAGCAAUGCCCUCCUCAUCCUCGGCUGGCUCACUGUCAUCUGCCUCAUCGACGCCAACAGCAACAGCAACUGCAACUGCAAUUGCAACAGCAACUGCAGCAGCAGCAGCAAUAGCCCCGCAGCAACAACAGCAGCAAUCGCCGCCAAAUUUAAUCGAUAUCAGCGAAGUUCCUCUCAUUGUGGAUGUCAAGUAGUGUAAUUAUUUAUGCAUCUAGAAAUGGGGCUAUAAAACAACCUUGUAGAUACCACGCCCUCGCCCACGCCCCUUCCCCCAAAAACCAUAAAACCCAAAAAAAAUUUAAGAAAAAUGUAAAAAAAAAACAGUUGAAGGAAGAGCGCCGCGUAGUUUAAUUGACUAAUUUUCCAUUUGUAGCUUUUGUUGUAACUUUGUACAUAACUCCCGGAAAAAUGCAAGUUUUUCUCUAGGCCGCCCCAGCUGUGAGCCAAACUAAUCUCAGCUGACAUAUCCCAGAGAACUUCAAAAGUUAAGCCCAAAAAUAAGGAAGGCGCCAAAAAACGUCUUUGCAUAUAAAUGUGUAUAAUAUUUAAAUGGCACUGAGUUCUACUUAAUUUUAGACCACAAACAUUUGAGAAAAUCAAUGAAAGAAAGAGAAGAGUCCCCCCAAUACUUUCAAAAGACAAAACAUAAAGAUAGUUAAAAUAUUUAUAUAUGUAAUGUAGCAUAUACACGUAUAUACAUAUAUGAAUUAUGAAUACAUAAACGAAACUCUACUCCCAGUGGUUUGCAGAAAUAUACCAAAAAUUUUAAGCUAUGUUUACUUGAUGUGUGGCAAUUUUUAUGUGUGCUUUAGCAAUUUUAUUUUUACUUUAAGUAAAAUUUAAAAUUACAUUCGAUUCUCGGCUGGUUUUCCUCGCCGGAUGCAUCUCAAAGAUGCAUCUGUGUGGGAAGCCCGAUUUGUUGGAAUAUGAAUGCAAAAUUUAGCGAAUUUUUUAUUUAGUAAACAUUACGAGUAAAAACACAAAAUGUUCAGUGCAAGUUUCAGUUCUUAAACGAUUUUUUCGUAAGCUUAAGCAUUAUCUUAUUUAUGU
Molecule: messenger RNA, 1513 nt
Organism: Drosophila teissieri
Lineage: Eukaryota; Metazoa; Arthropoda; Insecta; Diptera; Drosophilidae
Product: putative protein TPRXL
Exons: 1
Coding region: 1-657 (218 amino acids)
Source: RefSeq, a predicted model, not a curated record